AUGUCUCUGAUUACGGCCUUUCGUCCUCGGUCCACCAGGACCUCGUCUUCUUUGCGACACAGGUCAGAAAGAGCGCGUCCUCGUCAUCAGGCAAGUUCUCCAGAUGAUCAGAAUAGAAUACCUGAAGAAGACGAAGAAAAUGAAGAUCCGGAUGCGCAUUCCAUCAUAACUCCGUCGAAGCACACGCCCAAACCAUGGCGUGCUUUAAAGGGCUCUAUCGCUAGAGGUGGUCCUCUUCGCCCGUUUCGACUCUUGAAACAAGAUAUUAUCAAUGUUCGCAGGCGAUACUUGUCCGAUUGGACAGUAUUUAAUCAGCAAAUAUUCGCCAGCGCCGUGUAUGUGUUCUUCACCAAUCUUCUUCCAGGCAUCACGUUUGCGAGUGACCUGUACGUUUUGACCGGGGCCAAUUGGGGAACGAUUGAGGUAGUCUUUAGCACUGGUCUUUGCGGUAUCAUCUUUGCUCUUGCUUCGAUUCAGCCAUUGACCAUCCUCGGCGUGACUGGACCCUUCUCUGUAUUGGCCGAGAAUAUAUAUGCAUUGUGCCAUGAUAAUUUCAAGAUACCCUUCUUGCCAUUUAUGGCAUGGUCAUUGAUCCAUGCUGCUUGGAUGCAUUAUGUGCUAGCUAUUGUCAAUGCUCAUGACUGGACCAUGCGAUAUGUCACGACAUUCUCCACCGAGAUUUUUUCGUUGUUGAACAGUGUGAUAUAUUUCCACAAGGCUAUCCAGGAAUUGCAACGAGCUCACGACAGCCUUUCAUUUGCAGCCUUCCUCUAUGCAAUUAUUGGUGCGAUUGGCACCAUGCUUCUUGCCAUAUUUCUCUCGACGGCUGAAUCGUGGCGACCAUUGUUCCACCGAUAUAUUCGGCUCGGUCUUGCAGAGUAUGCCGCCGCAAUCUCCAUUAUUAUUUUCAUUGCCAUGCCUCAUGUCGGAGAACUAGCGAACUUGGACAAGAUGACUCUUAACGUAAGCCAUUCAUUUCGGCCGACGUCUCCAGAACGUGAUACAUUCUUCGUCAAGUUCUGGACUUUGCCAGCAGGCUGGAUACUGGCUGCUAUCCUGCCUGGUUUUAUUAUCACAGUACUAUUCUUCUUCGACCACGAAGUGAGUUCGAUUAUUUGUACCAUUGACAGAUACGGGACCCGAAAGCCUGGUGGAUUCGCAUGGGACAUCGUUCUACUUGGCACGACGACGGCAAUCUGUGGGAUUCUGGGGAUUCCUCCGGCAAAUGGACUGCUUCCUCAAGCCCCUCUUCACUCGGAAUCGUUGAUGCAUUCAGAGCAAGAGCAGCAUACGGUAAUUGUGGACGGUGUGGAAAAGGUAGAGUCUCGCGAGGUUCGACGUGUUUAUGAGCAACGUUGGUCGGCAUUUUUGCAUGCCGGAGGCAUCAUGCUUUUUGUUAGCCCGCCUUUCAUGACUGUUUUGGGCUUGACCCCAACAAGCGUGUUAGCUGGGCUGUUUCUGUUCAUGGGAGAGCAGAGUUUAUCAGUAAACCCUAUAUUAUACCGCUUUUUCUAUCUCCUGACUCCGUCGUCAGAGCUCCCUCAGCUGCCUGCUUCUCUUCAUGACAAGGACAUCCCCUCUCAGAGACCUUCCUACCUCCCCAUCCAUUAUUACACCAUGCUUCAAAUCGUUCUCACAACUGCAAUCUUCGUUCUGACCUUGACGAAAGCUGCACCGGCGUUUCCGGUUCUCAUCAUUGCUCUAGUUCCCUUCCGCUUGCUCUUUAUAAGACGAUGGUGGAAUCGCGAAGUACUCCGAUUUGUCGAUGCAUGGGCAUGUCGUGAGGGUACACCUGAGGAUGAUGAAGACCAGCGAGCUCAGAGCAAAAUUGUGAGUGACGCUGCAGACGACGCGGUGUUCACCGCUGAUGCUUACCCGCUAAAUAGCGGGCGAAAUAUGGGCGGAGAUUCGUAUGUUACGUCUCGUGUACAAGUUGGCGCUCGUGAUACGUCUAAUACGGAUAAUACGCAUGAGUGGAUAGAGCUAAAUUUGCAUGAGCCUCGAGCUCCGGAAGAUGAAGAGAUCGGUGCUCGAACGAACAAGAGUUUUGACACCUAG
Talaromyces marneffei is the source of this 2058-nucleotide messenger RNA. RefSeq lists its product as uncharacterized. NCBI's taxonomy places the organism in Eukaryota, Fungi, Ascomycota, Eurotiomycetes, Eurotiales, Trichocomaceae. The record is from RefSeq and is a predicted model, not a curated record. Gene Ontology annotation, molecular function: solute:inorganic anion antiporter activity; borate efflux transmembrane transporter activity. Gene Ontology annotation, cellular component: plasma membrane; fungal-type vacuole. Gene Ontology annotation, biological process: transmembrane transport; monoatomic ion homeostasis; borate transport. The transcript is spliced from 3 exons. The coding region runs from base 1 to 2058 and encodes 685 amino acids.